AAACCAAAACAAAGCACACGCCGAAAAUGAAAAAAAAAAUAUUUUUUCCGGGAGAUAAACGUUUAACGUACAAUAAUUCAAGUUAGUUUUUGUCAUAUUUUCCUAAAAAUAUGUGAUAUUUGUGCAACAUCCUAUUUAGCCACAGUUUUAUCUCCGGUGAAAUAAGAAAUCGAGAAAUCGUUAUAAAAGCUCAUUUUCUCUUAGCGAAAAAAUCAGAAGAGAAAACUUAUUUUCUAAUUGUGGAGCCGUGCCGUGCCAUUGGAGCAGUACUGCUGUACUCGAUCAUCUCUCAGAACGUUAGUUGAGAAUUGACCGCGGGAUCGUCCGGACACGAAAAUACGCAUUCACAAGAAAAGCCCCAACGGCUGAAUUUAGUAUUCAGGAAUUAGUACCAUAUAAGGAAGUACACGAUGUCGGACCAGAUUAGUGAUCCGAUCCGGAAGUGUGCCAUCAUACUGAAGGGGGCCAAAAAUGAUACAGAGAAGUUUGCUGCCUUGUUUAUGGUGACCAAACUGAUUAAAAGUAAGGAUUGCAAUCAGUCUGGCAAGCGGCUGCUGUUCGAUUCAAUUGGAUUCGAGUUUAUUCGACGGUUGCUGAGUAACAAAGAUGCUCCGGAUGCAUCAGCUUAUCAAAGUGUUGCUCUGUCGAUACUGAGUAGUUUCUGCGACGAUGAACAAUUGGCGACUCACCAGGAUAUGCUCGAUAGUAUCCCAGUGUUCCUGGGAAUUGUGUCCACAUGCGAUGACGAUGAGUACGACGAUAAUUUGAUUGUGAUCAACGAGGCGUACCACUGUCUGCAGAGUAUUGCAGCGUACGAAGUUGGACGGGAAGCACUGAAGAAACAUGGUGUGGUUAAAAAGAUGGCUCAAGUUUACACUCAGCAAAGUUUCCAAAUUGAUGAGGCUCUAACGUUGAUUGUGACACUAGUUAGCCAUUUCGGUCCGGCAGCCUGGGAGGAUGAUCCAACCUUGUUCCAUGCGCUGUUGCAACGAGUUUCGUUGGAUUUCGAAACCGAUCAUGCCGAAAGAAAGUUUGAACUAGCUGAAAUGAUAACGGUUCUGUUGUUUACGUGCAGAAAAGAAUUGGUUUCAAGAACCGUUUCUGGAGAAAUUUGGCCGGAAUGUUUGUACAAAGGAGUGACAGAUAUUCUUAAAAGUAAAAUUGGGAAAGCUCAACGAGAUCCAACACUCAAGUUGACCGCAAAUAUUUUGGAAGUUUUGGGCAUUGAGUGGACUCUUAGCGACCAGGAUUGUCCAAAGAAGUUCUUCCUGCUUCUGUUGCAGCUAGCAGCUAUUGAGGUUCGCAUGCAAAUGGAAAACAAAAGUUUCAAUCAGGUGCUCCUUCAAGGUGAUCUCAUUACGGCUUGUUUCAUCAUCUUGGAACUGUCGAUUAACUUCAUGUCCACUGAUCAGUUGGAGUUAGAGCAGAAGGAAAAGCAACAGGUCUAUACCGGAUUGAAAGGGGCCUUCACCGCAGUGUUGUCCGUAUUUACCAAGCUUUCAAACGAAACCAGAAAGGACAAACUACAGAAAAAGGAGAAAGCAUUUGCUUGUGCCAUGAUUCGCGUCCUUUGCGCUUGGAUGGCCCAAGAAACCUCCGCUCUAAAGGCCCAAGUUUUCAAAUUGAUACCAUUCAUUUUUCAACUCGCGAAUGAAUCAUUUUACGAAUCCCGUGAUCACCGUAUCAAAGCUAGGACUGAACCUACACGUGAGCAAGCACCGGCGGAUGUUCUCCGCGUGACACUCCCGGCAAUGUGCCAUCUGGUGGUGGAAGAGGAAGCCCGAAAAAUCUUCCUCAAAGAAAAGGAAGAACAGGUCCUGUACGAUUGUUUGCUUUUCCAUUGGUCGAUCGCUCACUACAAGAAACCUCCAGUUCCCCGUGCUGAGCGUCUCAAGCGCAUGAACGAACCGGACCCGGAACUGACUCAGCAACAGUUGGAUGAGAUGAAAGAUUCCCGAACGGCCAUCAUCUCACUGUGUAACAUUUUCAUGAACAUCACGGUGCUGGAACCAAAACUAGUGGAGGAGAGUGCUGUGUUUGCUCAGAUGCUUCGAUUUAUUUUCGACAACCUACCGGAACUGAAGGAUACCCCUGAAAAUUUAGUCCUACAUGGCCAUUUAGCCGUUCUCGGAUUACUACUGUUGAAGCAACAGGCAUCGAAGAUAAAAAAGAAUGAUUUUUCAAUCUGUCGCUAUAUUCAGACUACGAUUCGGUUCCUGUGGGACGCGUACAACAUCGAUGAAUCCAAUGAUCCCCAGGCACUGGUGGUUUCGUUAGCCUACAAGGAAUACUGGUUCGAAAUAAUGGAACUGUGGUUCCUCGGAAUGCAAACCAUGAGCGGCAUCAUAAAGCAGAUUCCGUGGAUCUCCGAAUUCGCAGUCGAAUCCGGUUGGGCCGCCGGAAUCAUCGAAACACUUCGGAAGGUCAAAAUAGGAACGUUGCCACCGAAUGUGAAACUGGCAUACGAGGACUUCCUGUCGCAACUGGUGGACGCACAUCCGUCCGUUGCGGGCGUACUGAAGAAAGCCGAUGCACUGAAGGUUUGCCGGAAUCAUCGAAUGAUGGAACUGGGCAAGAAACUUUUCGGCGACUAAACCCUCAACGGAUCGGCGUUUGACGAGUAGUGCUGGUGUUUGAUACGAAUCCGUUUGUAUUAGUGUUUUGCUCCAAUUUGAAAGUCUGUGUACGUAAUAAACAUGUAGCGAUUUUUUUAUUGUCAAAUACAAUUUUACGAGUUUUUCUGAAUUUUCGAAAAUCAAGUCAUGCCUCCAGCCGUAGCUACGACGAAAAUUGGAAAAUUACGCACAAAACCGAGUUCCUAACUCUCGCCAUGCCAUGUUCUUUUCUUUGUGGGCCGAGUUUCGAAACAAGGAAAGAGCGCACAA
This is a messenger RNA of Malaya genurostris, 2885 nucleotides long. It is a transcript of the gene Neurochondrin, whose product is annotated as neurochondrin homolog. The coding region runs from base 411 to 2594 and encodes 727 amino acids. The record is from RefSeq and is a predicted model, not a curated record. The transcript has a single exon. NCBI's taxonomy places the organism in Eukaryota, Metazoa, Arthropoda, Insecta, Diptera, Culicidae. Gene Ontology annotation, biological process: neuron projection development; regulation of neuronal synaptic plasticity. Gene Ontology annotation, cellular component: dendrite.